Messenger RNA from Episyrphus balteatus (marmalade hoverfly), 1742 nucleotides. RefSeq lists its product as uncharacterized. Lineage: Eukaryota; Metazoa; Arthropoda; Insecta; Diptera; Syrphidae. The transcript has a single exon. The record is from RefSeq and is a predicted model, not a curated record. Bases 98 to 1471 code for a protein of 457 amino acids.
GCACUCACGAUCAGUUUGGUUCUGAACUUGGCCGUGAGUAGGUAGUGAGUUGUUUUUCGGUAGCAGAAUUUGUUUUUUUCAAUUUUAGAAAUUUGAAAUGUGGCGAAUAAUUAUUUGCGCAGUGCUUCUACUAGCAACAUCAUCAUCUCAACAGUUGAUAGAUGUGGACAAACCAACAACAAUUAUUGCCGAAAAAGAAAAAGACCCAACACCAGUAGCAACGACUAUUUUAAUCCAAGAGAAUUCAACUCCGACUCCACUUCCACCGAACAAACCGUCAACAGAAGCUCCUGCACAGCUUAUAACCGAGGUUACAAAACCACCAGUCGAAGUGGAGUCACCAUCAUCGACUCUGACAGUCGAACCAUCCGAAGAAGAAAAUACAAUAGUUGACCCCAAGAGGCGAGUUAUAACUUACGACCAACGUCAGGAGGGACAAUACAACAUACGAGCUGAUUUGGAAAAUUUUAUGAUCGUAUUCAUUCCUCCGAGUCCAGUUGAUGGUGUGAAUCUGCUUGAUUUGCUCUCCAAGUCGACAAAACGAACCAAAUCCUCUCACAAAAAAUACCAUGGCGACUCAGCUCCUGGUUCGAAAUAUCGACAAUCGCUUAAAUCUGGAGCUGGAAGCCACAAUUUCAAUUUUCUAGCUCGCCACCACCAGCAAUCUCAGUCACAGUCAAGCCCUCAUAUCAUUAUUGAAGAGCACCAGCCCUCAGCGAGAAUUGCCGAAUAUAUCGAAGGAAGAACUCCCUAUAGAGUAGACAUUUCCAGUACUCACUCUGAUCUGGAUCAACUUCAACAGGAACACCAACAGCAAUUCCAACCACAACAGCCACACGGACCUCAAGUCGAUGUCCUACCACCUCCCUAUCCACUAAACUACCAUCAUUUGAUUAAACCUUUCCAUUUGGAAGCCGAACCUACAGUCAUUCAAGCCCUACCUCCUCAAUCAGCUCUGAAUAACGGUGGCGGUAAAUUUAUGGAUUCAAAUGGAAACUUCUUUCGAAUGGCACGAGCCAUCCAAGGUGGACUCUAUGGGCUCUUGUCAUUAGAUUCGAAUCGUGUCCAGCCCCGACAGAGGACCAUCUUUGAUGAACAACUCCUCAGUACCCUCGAUGACGGUGAUGAUACAGAUGACGACGAUGAAUUAGGCGAAUCUCGAACAGCCGAUUUGCCUUUGAGCAAUGAUAGACUAGAAGAGGCAGUCCAUAAUUACGUAUAUCCACCCCUAAAUCCGUUACGUUUCAAUCCGGAAAUCCUAGAUUUGCACUCCAGAUCAAUGCAUUCAUCAGAGUACCCCAAGUAUCCAAGUCAAAGUGAUGAUGACAAUGACAAUGACAACAACAACAACAACAAUGAGAGUGCAAAAACAACGGAAAUUGAAUUGAAACUACUUGGGGCCACCAAAGAAUGUGGACCGGAUAGAAAGCGUGAUAGUUAUGGGAUUUGCCGAUUUGCUGAGGGUUAUUAAAUUUAUUUAAAAAAAAAUAGUAAAAAAAAAAAACCGAACUGACUCUUACUUUAAUUUAUAGCUGUAAGGUAUUUUGUAUUUUUUUUUUCUUAUUUUAAUAAAAUUAAAUUAAUAUUAGAUUUAAGUGUGCCAAAAUGACAAUAGCACAACAAAAAGUUAAUGUAGGUAAGUUUUCCAAACACAAAAGGAAAUAUUUAUGAUAAAGAUUAUUUAUGUAGAUUUUUUUUUUAUUUUAGCUAAAAUAAAUAAAUCAAAUUCAAUAUUAAUGAGA